GGUCGGGGGAGAGCCUCUCUGGCAGAGGAGACAGCAUGUGCAAAGGUCCGGAGUUAAGAAACAGCUUUGAGGGAACUAGUGGUUUUAGGAAUGGUCCUCAAAAGAUAAUGUCCUGACCUCUGGAACCUAUGAACCUAUGAAUGUGACCUUAUUUGGAAAAAGUCCUAGCAGAUGUAAUUAAGUUAAAGAUCUCAGGAUAAGAUAUCCUGGGUUACCCAAGUGGAACCUACAUCUAAAUACAAGCUUCCUUAUAAGAGACAAAAGAGAAGACAGUGAGAAGAGGAAAAAGCCGUGUGAAGAGGGAGACAGCAAGUGAACUCAAUUUCUACCCUCCCUCCCCUUCCCCGGAGGCUGGAGGUGAGAGGUCCACAAGUUGGGGGACAUCCUGUACCUCAAAGCCCCAACCCUCUAAUCACGUGACUGGUCUUUCUGGUCCCGACCAGCCCCCAUCCUGGGUCACCUCAUUAAUGUAAACUCAGGUGUGGUCAGGGAGCUCCCCCCCAGCCCGUGAAUAACAAAGACGUGCCUAUCGCAUACCUGGAAGUUCCAAGGACUUAGAGGUUGUCACCCAGGAAACAGAGCCAGAGACCAGAUGUAUUCUCCAACAUACAAUAGCAAUGCACAAGGAGCCCGGGGCCCACUUGUUCAUUUAACAAAUAUUGACCAGGCACCUGCUAGGAGCCAGGCACAGUUCUAGGUGCUGGAGAUCCAGCAGGAUAAACAGACACUCACCGCGGUCCUACAGGAGCUGAUGUCCUAAUGGGAACAACUGGCAAUACAGAAGAUAAGUAAACUGCAGUGAUGAGUCAGAAGGUGGAAAGAGCCAAGCAGAGAUGAGUGGGAGUGCUGGGAGGGGGUGCAACUUGAAAAAGGGUGGUUGGGGAAGGCUUUGCCUUGUGAAUUUGAGCAAAGACCUGGUUAAGAUCAGGUUGAGCCAUGUGCGUAUCUGGGAGGAGGGCAUUCCAGGCUGAGGGAACAGCCAGUGCAAAGGCCCUGGGGCAGGAGUGUGCCUGCCUUAGGCCAGCAGUGGCUGGAUUUGAGCAAGGGGGGAGGAGAGGGCAGACAGGGGACAGGGCCAGAUCCUGCAGGUCUGUCUAGGCCACAGUGAGGACUUGGACUUGUGUGGCAGGUGCGGGGGGCAGCGUUAGAGCAGAGGACAGACGUGAGGGGACUUAGGUCUUCACAGGCUUCCUCUGGCUGCAUAUAGAGAACAGACUGUGGCAGGUGAGGGCUGAGGCAGGGAGGCUGGUGAGGUGAGUAGGUAACAGUGAUAUUCAGGUGGGUUAUGGUGGUGGCAGUGGGGGUGAUGAGACGUGGUCGGAUUCUGGAUACAUUUUGAUGGUCAGCCAACAAAUUUGCUGACGGACUGCACUGUCAGUAGGCAGUGAGAGGCAGACAGAAUCACAAGCCCCCUCCAAGGCUUUGAGCCUGAACACCUGGAAGGAUGGAGCUGUUACUUACCUUGAUGUGGAAGGUGACUGGGGGUGGGGGGUGGGGUUCAAGGCAGAGAUGAAGGGUUCAGGGUGACUUCCUCCUUGCCCUGGGUGCAUUAGCUCUAGCUGGAGGCGGAUCCACGUUGGAGCCCCAGCUCCCCGUUCACUGUGACCCACCCCCGGCGAUCAACCCAACCUCAGCCCGCUAGAGCGCGAGUCCCGCUGAGCAGCCCUCCGCGGCGUCAGCUGCAGCCUACCACCACCAGGUGGCGCCCCUUGCACCAGCCCGAUCCACCCCAGCUCAUCUUCCCCCCCAAAAUUUCCUUUCACUUUCGAUCUCUGGCUGUCACCCGGCGUGGCCCCUUCCACACCCAGCUGGGGCAAGCCUGAUCCGGCCACAGGCAUGAGGGGCCCCCGGCCGAAAUGAUAGUGCUGGCGCCAGCCUGGAGCCCAACUACCUCCCUGCUCCUGCUGCUGCUGCUCUUCCCCGGCCUCCGUGGGACCCCAGACUGCUCCUUCCGCCACAGCCCCAUCUCCUCCACCUUUGCCAGCACCAUCAGCAAGCUGUCUGACUACCUGCUUCAAGAUUACCCAGUCACUGUUGCCUCCAACCUGCAGGACGACGAGCUCUGCGGGGCAUUCUGGCGUCUGGUGCUGGCCCAGCGCUGGAUGGGACGGCUCAAGACCGUGGCUGGGUCCCAGAUGGAGAAGCUGCUGGAGGCUGUCAACACCGAGAUACACUUUGUCACCUCAUGUGCCUUCCAGCCCUUCCCCAGCUGUCUUCGCUUCGUCCAGGCCAACAUCUCCCACCUCCUGCAGGACACUUCCCAGCAGCUGGUGGCCUUGAAGCCCUGGAUCACUCGCCGGAAUUUCUCCAGGUGCCUGGCACUGCAGUGUCAGCCAGACUCCCCCACCCUGCUGCCCCCAGGGAGUGCUGGGGCCUUGGGGGCCACAUCCCCGCCGGCCCCUCAGGCCCCUCUUCUGCUCCUCUUGCUGCUGCUGCUGCUGCUGCCUGUGGCCCUCCUGCUGCUGGCCACUGCCUGGUGCCUGCACUGGCGAAGGAGCAGACGGAGGAGGAUACGGAGGCCCAGAGAGAGGAGUCACCUGCCAGGGGACGCAGAGUCGGAACUUGGAGGAAGUCAGCUAGAAACGGGUCCUUUCCUUGGCCGCACUGCUCCUGUCACUGUCUCCCCAGGAUGGAGGCAAAGCUAGCACCCAGAACCGGCCCCGGCCCCACCCUCCCCUCUCUGUACAAAAACUUUGUCCCCGGGAAAUUGUAUAUAAAUCAUUCU
This is a messenger RNA of Hippopotamus amphibius kiboko, 2725 nucleotides long. It is a transcript of the gene FLT3LG, whose product is annotated as fms related receptor tyrosine kinase 3 ligand. The record is from RefSeq and is a predicted model, not a curated record. Gene Ontology annotation, biological process: positive regulation of cell population proliferation. Gene Ontology annotation, cellular component: membrane; cell surface. NCBI's taxonomy places the organism in Eukaryota, Metazoa, Chordata, Mammalia, Artiodactyla, Hippopotamidae. The transcript has 8 exons. Bases 1857 to 2645 code for a protein of 262 amino acids. Gene Ontology annotation, molecular function: cytokine activity; receptor tyrosine kinase binding.